Molecule: messenger RNA, 3417 nt
Organism: Humulus lupulus (European hop)
Lineage: Eukaryota; Viridiplantae; Streptophyta; Magnoliopsida; Rosales; Cannabaceae
Exons: 3
Coding region: 1-3417 (1138 amino acids)
Source: RefSeq, a predicted model, not a curated record
AUGGAUCGUCAUUGGAUAAAUAUACCAAAUAAACUUUCAACAGAAUAUGCUGCUGGAAUGAAUGAAUUCAUUAGUGUUGCAAGACACUCCAUGGACUCCAAUGGGAUGGUUCUAUGCCCUUGUUGUCGAUGCGUGAAUAAGAAAUCACAAUACAUGCAUGUGAUAAAGUUGCACUUGAUCACUCAUGGAUUUCUUAGUACUUACACAAGGUGGUAUCACCAUGGUGAGCAAGUAGAGGAAGUAGAAGAUGAUGGAUUAUUUGAUACCGAGGAUAAUGUCGAAGAUUCGGAUCAGAGUGAUGAUUUGGCGGCAGGUCUUCAUGAUGCUAUUGGUAGUAAGUAUUUUGACAUUGGUCCAACUAGUGACUUCAAUGAUGAAUCUCCACUUAAUGUGGAUGACAAGUAUGAUGCAUUGUUUGAGUCACUUCAUAAGCCUUUGUACAAUAAUUGUAAAGGUUUCUCUGUCUUAAGCGCAACGGUGAAGUUGAUGAAUCUCAAAGUGCUUAACAAAUGGACAGAUAAAUCAUUUGACAGUCUUUUGGAGUGUUUGAGAGAGAUAUUGCCCGAGGGUAAUCAGUGCCCAGGGAAUUAUUACCAGACGAGGAAGCUUCUUUGUGAGGUGGGCUUAGGCUAUGAGCAAAUUGAUGUUUGUCAAUACGAUUGUGCAUUGUUUUAUGGUGAGAAUGCAAAUGCAGUGUCAUGUCCUGUAUGCAAGUCUAGUCGUUAUGUACGAAAUCAAAUCCCACAUAAACGACUUAGAUGGUUCCCAAUCAAGGCACGACUUAAGAGAAUGUUUAGUUCGAAGCACACUUCUAAAGAUAUGCGAUGGCAUAAAGAGGUACGGAAAAAUGAAGCCGGGAUUUUACGUCAUCCUGCUGAUAGGGAUGCUUGGAAGCAUUUCGACAAUGUGUAUCCUGACUUUGCAGCUGAUCCUAGGAGUGUACGACUGGGGUUGGCGUCAGAAGGGUUUAACCCUUUCUCUAAUAUGACAUCAACCUAUAGUUUGUGGCCAGUGAUAUUAAUUCCGUACAAUAUGCCACCUUGGGCUUCUCCUAAUGGAACAAACUAUCUCAUGUCUUUGUUAAUUCCAGGCCCUAAAUCUCCUGGAAAAGAUUAUGAUGUGUUCUUGAUGCCAUUAAUUGAAGAGCUUAAAGAGUUAUGGGAUGGAGUCAAUGCAUAUGAUUUGUAUGGUCAAUGCAUGUUUAAACUUCGAGCUGCAGUCUUGUGGACAAUUAGUGAUUUUCCUGCUUAUGCAUACUUGUCUGGGUGGAGCACUGCUGGUAAAUUAGCAUGUCAUGUUUGUCUUGAAGAUACAAGAUCUAGAAGAAUAACUGACAAACAAUGUUUUAUGGGACAUCGAUGUUAUUUGAAAAGAAACCAUGCUUGGAGAAAAAGUAAAGAAUAUGAUGGAUCUACUGAAUUACGUGGCCCUCCUAGAACUUUUACUGGUGACGACAUUUUAAAGCAAUUGGAUGAAAUUCCUAUUCAUACCCCUGGUAAAGCACCAAGUAAUUCUUCUAGAAAACGUAAGCGUGGAGAGAAAGAGCUGAAUUGGUGUAAAAGAAGUGUUUUGUUUGAAUUGCCAUACUGGUCAAAGCUCUUGCUGCGUCACAAUCUUGAUGUGAUGUAUAUAGAGAAAAAUGUAUGUGAUAACAUUAUUGGAACACUUUUAGACAUUGAAGGCAAAUCGAAAGACACUUUAAAAGCUCGUAAGGAUUUACAAAAUCUUAAUAUUCGUGAAGAGCUUUGGCUAAAGAAGGACCUAUCUAAUAACAAGCUUGAAAAACCUUAUGCUAGUUACACUUUGACGAGAGAAGAAUGCAAAGAUUUUUGUAAAUUCAUUCAAAGUGUUAGAUUACCGGAUGGAUAUGCUUCGAAUAUUAGUCGAUGUGUAACAGAUAAUGACAAACUAGGAGGAAUGAAAACUCAUGAUUGUCAUGUUUUACUUCAUAAGAUAUUACCGGCUGCAUUACUUCCUUUUCUGACAGAAAACAUUCGUGGUACUUUGAUUGAACUCUGCCAAUUCUUUCAAAAAAUUUGUGCAAAAACAUUACAAAUCUCUGACAUAGAAGAAUUGAGAGAUGGAAUUGUAAUAAUUUUGUGCAAGUUGGAAAAGAUAUUUCCCCCAUCAUUUUUUACCAUAAUGGUUCAUCUUUGUGUUCACCUACCCGAUCAAGUGUUAUUAGGUGGUCCAGUUGCUUCGAGAUGGAUGUUUGGGACAGAGCGCCAUAUGGGUUUGUACAAGAAAUAUGUGAGAAACAUGUCUCGGCCUGAUGGUUCAAUAGCAGAAGCUUUUGUUGUAGAUGAAGCUGUAACUUUCUUGUCAAGAUAUGUUUCUAACAUAGAGACAAGAUUCACAAGACCCGAGCGUAAUUGGGAUAUACCUUCUCCAAAUCAUAACUUAGAUGUUUUCAACUCCAAUGUUCGUCCAUUAGGGGCAUCUACUAUCAAAUUGCUUCAAAAUUGGAGACAAGUCGUUCAAUGGUAUAUAUUGAACAAUUAUGUAGAUGAUAUCCAACAUUUUAUCGAUGAUCAUAUAAAAUUGUUGGAAGAAAAAGGUCUUUCAGAUUCAGAAGUUGCCUUAGAGCACAAAGAACAAUUUCCUUCUUGGUUUAAGAAUAAAGUGUCUCAAAUGCGAGUUCAAAAAUCACCUCUUGCCAAUGAUGAUUUGUACUCUUUAUCUCAAGGUCCACUUGAACGGUACAACACCUACCAAAGUUGUAUUGUAAAUGGUGUUCGAUUUCGAUGUAAAGAGCGUGACAAUACUCUUAAGACACAGUGUUCUGGAAUUUGCACUGAAGGUGAUCAUGACAAUAUUAAUAUCCUAUACUAUAGUGUCUUGAUUGAGAUUUUGCAGUUGUCAUUCGUUUUAGAUCGGAAGGUGUUCUUAUUUCGUUGCAAGUGGUAUAACUCUAAUCCAAAAGGUAGAUCAAUUGUUGUGGAUCAUAAUUUGACUUCCAUCAAUACAUCUACUGAUUGGUAUUCUAAUGAACCAUUUAUCUUGGCAACUCAAGCACAACAAGUUUUCUAUUUGCUUGAUAUGAAGCGUGGUUCAAAUUGGCGGAUUGUUCAAAAAGUAAAUCAUCGAUCUAUUUGUGACAUUCCUGAAAUUAUGGAAGAGACAGUAAAUAAUGAUGUGUUUCAAGAAGAAGAAUCAUUUCAAUUGCCACAUUUUCAACCAACUGAGGAUUUCAUUGAAAGUUCGUCUUUAGUUCGAUUAGAUGUUCCUUCUGUAACUCUUUCAGACCAACUUGUUGUUGAUUUACUUUUAAACCAAAAUCAAAAUUUUGACAAGGAUAGUGACUUAGAUGAAGAUUUUGAUGAAGAAAAUAUAUUCUCUAAUAAUGAAACAUUUCUCUCAAGUGAUGACACAAAAAGUUAUACAGAAUCAGAAUGUGAUGAUGAUGCAGAUUCUUAA